UUUUUUCGCGUUUCAAGGAUAUUUUCGUCAAUUUUAUUUUCUAUAUCUGUACCAGUGUUAAUCACAGCCUCCGUGCAAUCUAAAUUUCGACCUUUUGACUGUAAUCUCCAAAAAGAAAACCUUGCGGAGUCUCUCUGUCUCUUCGAAGCUUAAGGAUUCGAGCAAUUUGUAGUUGGUUCUUUUGUUUUCUUCAUUCGGGGUUUGAAUUAUUUCUGCUUUCUUCAUUUCUAUUUGAUGUAAUAUUCAAUUUUUGAGUCCUGGAAAGAAUUUGACGAAAUUCCAAAAGGGAAAAAAGAAACCCAAGGUUGUUUUGGAGGGGGGUUACAAAAAAAAGUGGACCGUGGCGAUUUGCAGUGAAGAAGGAACAGUAUGCGGUGGUGGUUGAGUCUUUCUGUUGAUGUGUUUCGAAAAGUUAUCUCCUUGAACUUGUAUUGUAGAGUGAUUCUGUAAUUCCGCAAUCUAGACCGGCAAGACCCCUCCUUUUUUUACUUUAUAGUCUUACUAUUCUAUCUUCAAUGGGAUCCACUUUUUUCAUUGUCGUUCCAUGUUAUGUCCGCCAGAUUAGCUGAACACCUUCAAACCCAUUUCUCAAACUUCUAAUCCAAUAGUUAUCAUUUGUCUUUGGUAGGUCUUGUUCUUUUAGUAGUAGUUCAAUUUUUAUUAAUCUGGAUUACGGAUUAGGGGUUGUGGAUACGUUUUCGUCUGGAAGAUCCUUUUUUUUUUGUAUCAUAUUGAAGGGUUGGGACGUAGUUAUGGUGUGCCAAGCAGCGACCCAAACAAGAUUCCGGGCAUUGAAGUACGAAAAUGGUAUUGCGGGGAGUGCCACCAUUGUAGUUAGAGUUAUAGCAUGCUUUCAACCUCUUCAGGAUUGCCAGGCUGAAUAUUUCCGUCAUUUGCUUAAGCCCGUUACGUAGAUUGGUUUUACAUUUCCGUGUUCAAGUUAAGCUGGAGUUUUUAGUUUUUUCCCUUGUUUUUGAGAGUAACUGCAAGCAAACUGCUAUUUCUACCGCCACAGCAUCUGAAUUCUGGUGAUUGUUCUGGUUGGAUGGGAGAAGGCUGUGGAUCCUGGUUUCCUCAACAGCAAUUUGAUUGGCAAUCACCCAACUUGAAUUCUUUGGCUGCUCCACAUCCUUUGGGGCAGCCAAGUACUAAUCCUCAAUUCAUAAACUCUGGCACUAAUAUGGUCUUCUCCCCUGAGACUUUGCCGGUUUAUGGACAUCCUGAAUUACCUCACUUGCGGGUUGGCCAAGUUAAUGAAUCCCGUGGUUGGUUUUAUUGUUUACCCCACUUUCGACAGGUCUUUGCACCUACUUCAAACUCUUUCUUGAAAGAGCAACACCGAGCUAACCCUUAUGAGACUCGUUUGGAAAACGUUAUUCCCAAGGCAGGGUCUGGCUGUGCUCAGAAGAGAUUCCUUGUUUUUGAUCAAUCUGGUGAUCAAACUACCCUGAUCUUUAGUUCUGCUUUUGGGACUCCUAUUAAGUGCACUUCUUGGGGUCCAAAAUCGCCUCCUGCUUGUAACUUUAAUGGGGAGAAUCCUAUAGUUAAAGUAAACCCGAAUUUUCACAAAGGACUAAUAUCUACAGAUGUGGUUGAUGACAAUGGGACUGAUGUGCAAAGUGAAAUGCGCGAGGACACUGAAGAACUCAAUGCCUUGCUUUACUCAGAUGAUGAUAGUGAUUAUACUGAUGAUGAUGAAGUUACGAGCACAGGUCAUUCACCUAGUACAAUGACAGCUCACUAUGAGCAGUUUGAGGGAGGCGCUGAAGAGGUUGCUAGCUCUACUGGUACAACUAAAAAGCGAAAACUGUUUGAUGGCAGUAAUGAUUAUGUGCCAUUGAUUAAGGGCAAUGCUAGUUCAGUGAAUCCUAACAGAUGUUCCGAUUAUGAGGAUGAUGCAGAUUCCCUCUGUGGCAAUGGCCAAAAUCCUGGAUCUGGAGCUAUGUAUUCAUCUUCGGGCAACAAGAAAGUGAGAAAGGAUAAAAUUUGUGAGACUCUGAGUGUUUUGCGAAGCAUAAUUCCAGAUGGAGAGGGCAAGGAUGCAAUUGUGGUUCUUGAUGAAGCCAUUGAUUACCUGAAAUCCCUGAAACUCAAAGCCAAAACAAUGGAACUUAGUACUUUAUGAGUUGCCACUGUUCUUAUUAGUGGUGUUAGAGGUGGCAUGGCAUCUGUUAUUACUAGUCAUUGUUAAUGGAGCUUGUUAAAUAAAGAAGUUUAUGGAGUCGUGCAUGGAGUUGCAUAUGUCGCAUAUAAUUUGGAGUCUUCCAACGGAGGAGUUGAUAAUCAGAAGAUAGUGGGGAGAGCUUGAACCCCCUUCUUAAGUCUUUCUUCAAUGAUGCGAGUUGGAAAUUAGUAGCUUUGGCUUGAAAUCUCUAUUUUCUAGAGAAAGCAGGAUAGUUUUCUGUAUAUAUUUGUCCCAAUAAAGAAUGGUGAAUCAUUAAUA
Messenger RNA from Durio zibethinus, 2443 nucleotides. The record is from RefSeq and is a predicted model, not a curated record. Lineage: Eukaryota; Viridiplantae; Streptophyta; Magnoliopsida; Malvales; Malvaceae.